Cuscuta campestris is the source of this 1364-nucleotide messenger RNA. NCBI's taxonomy places the organism in Eukaryota, Viridiplantae, Streptophyta, Magnoliopsida, Solanales, Convolvulaceae. The record is from the annotation of a GenBank genome assembly.
GAUAAUUAUGUCCAAAGUUGGUACAUUAAAUGCCUAUUAAAAUGCCAAAAAUUCCAAUAAUCCCCCACAUGAAUGAAAAAAUUGAUUUAGGGGUCAACAAAAUCCCACGAUUGAAAACCUGCAUUGAACAGGUAAGUGUCUCCACUUUUGAACCUGUCCCUUGUAAGGUAUACCUUCUUUACUGGCUGUUCAGUAGAAAUGAUGUCUUUGAACGCGCCGUCUACAACAUCUCCUCGUUUCUGCAUCGCCGUCUCCCUCCAUCCUCUCCAUCGCCAGCGGUCUCUUUGCCGGAAUCAAAAGCCGCCCGCUGCCGACGAUCUCCGGCGUUGUCUUUCUCAGAACCAGAGUUAGAAGCGUCCCUCUGCCUUCCGUUAACUUCUAUCAGCGCCGUCUCCUACAUCUCCGUCUCUGCAUCGGCUCCAGCAACAUCUUCUCCCCCCAACAUCAGUGUUCUCUUUUGUGGGAAUCAGACGCCGUCGGAUGCCGACCUGUCUCUGCCGUCUCUGCUCCAGCAACAUCGUCUCCCUCCUCCAGCUUUCCCGGUCACUCGCUGGGCAACCCAACCCGUCGUUUCAAUUGAUAGAGCAAGGCGGAUGGAUCAUGCAGCUGGAAGACAAGCAGAAUAAAUCUUGUUGAUCUUGCUGGAUCUGAGCGUCAAAAGCUUACUGGUGCAGCUGGAGAGAGAUUGAAGGAAGCAGGGAACAUCAAUCGAUCUCUUUCACAACUUGGUGUGGUGAGGCCCGCCCCUUGACCAAUCGACCCAUGUCAGACUCCAGUUCGCAAGAAGGCCAGGAGACUCCAUGCUCAGCAUGGUGGGGAAGUAGUGUUCAUCCACAUAACAAGCCGGCCUGCAGAACUGCUCAAACUUGGGGUAGUAAACCUCAUCUUUGAUGAUGUCAACGACCAACUUUCUGUUUACUUCAAGCCAUUGGGACCCUUUACGCCAAUCGGUUAGGUUAACCGUGGGUGACAUUUUUGCAUUGUAACGCCCUCUCCCAUAAUAUCCUUGGUCAUCAACAACACCCAUGAAGCUGUAUCUGGAUCUUGAUAUGUAGUGAUAAACAAUGCUGAAGUUCUGAAGAGGAAUGCAUGCCUGGAGGACAAACCAUUCGUUUGAUAUGUCAAGUAACGCAUUAGCAAGAAGCCGCCUUUCUGCAUCACACAUGCUCAUCCUUCCCCACUCUGCUACUUGCAUCACAAUCAUUCAUUAUACAGUAGUAAAUUCUAUGUUCGGUUCAUGGUAUACAUGUUUUAACCUGUUUUUUGUAUUUUUUCUUCACCUUUUUGAAAACAUAAUUACUGUGUUGGAAUAUGUUUGGAGUAAGAUAAUGUGUUGGAUUCUUUAAUACAUAGCUGUGUUUCUG